CUUUCUGAGAAAUAUGGAGUCCAUGUUUGCGGAGAAGGUGGAGAAUAUGAAACAUUCACUCUGGACUGCCCUCUAUUUAAGAAGAAAAUAGUUGUAGAUUCAGCGAAGGUGGUUGUGCAUUCGGCUGAUGCAUUUGCACCUGUGGCCUACCUUCAAUUCUUAAAAUUACACCUGGAGAAUAAGGCAAAAUCUUCGUGUACGUUUAUGGUCAAUAGCUGUCCUUGUGAGAUAAGCUGUAACAAUGACGAUAUUUUCCCUUCAUCAGAAGAGGAUGAACCACAGAAGAACAUUCCAGUCAUCUGGAAGUCUUUGAAACACAAUUCUCUGGAUUUCACUAAGACGUUUGGAAGUUCAGGAAGAUCCCUGAGUGGUUACCAGUGGUUUUCAGGUAUCACUGCCUACUUUCAUCCGUCAAAAGGCAAAAACACUCAAGAGGCAGCAAGGGAAGCAUUUUCCUCUCUCCAAGCUAAUGUGGCUUCAGAGGGAUUGAAACUGAAGGAUAUUAUUUUGGUUCAUCUGUAUAUGAAGAGCAUGAAAGAUUUCAAUGUUAUAAAUUCAGUUUAUGUGACAGAAUUUGAUUUGUGUCCACCAGCAAGAGUAUGUGUGGAAACCUUGUUAUCUGAUGGAGUACUGUUUUGCAUUGACUGCCUUGCACAUAAGUAUGACGUUGCAAUGGAUGAUGUGUCACAUGAUGAAAAACUGGUCAUGCAUGUACAGAGCAUUUCCCACUGGGCACCUGCCAGCAUAGGACCUUACAGUCAGUCCAUCAAGGUAGGGAAUCUGUGUUACUUCACGUGA
Messenger RNA from Tauraco erythrolophus (red-crested turaco), 798 nucleotides. NCBI's taxonomy places the organism in Eukaryota, Metazoa, Chordata, Aves, Musophagiformes, Musophagidae. The record is from RefSeq and is a predicted model, not a curated record.